Molecule: messenger RNA, 4921 nt
Organism: Betta splendens (Siamese fighting fish)
Lineage: Eukaryota; Metazoa; Chordata; Actinopteri; Anabantiformes; Osphronemidae
Product: transmembrane protease serine 9-like
Exons: 23
Coding region: 67-4632 (1521 amino acids)
Biological process (GO): proteolysis
Molecular function (GO): serine-type endopeptidase activity
Source: RefSeq, a predicted model, not a curated record
GAUGGGAGAGAUGGGAGCGGAUAAAGUUAUUUAUGCAGUAAAAUCGGAUGAUACAGCCUUCCAGUCAUGGCUGUCUAUAAAGUGAUAUGUGUGGCAACGGUGUUAAUUCUCCUGAUACAAGAGUCUCAUUCACAGCUUCAUGUGUGUGGCCAGCCUCCACUUAACACCAAGAUAGUUGGAGGACAGGAGGCUUCUGCAGGCAGUUGGCCCUGGCAGGUCAGCCUGCAACAUUCUGGAAACCACUUCUGUGGAGGAUCCCUCAUCAACAGUCAGUGGGUGCUGACUGCUGCUCACUGCUUCGUAAUUACCGGCUUCCCUGCAAGCAGUGUGACUGCAGUACUGGGUCUCCAAACUCUGUCAGGAUCCAACCCUAAUGCACAGCGUUUGGCUUUGAGUCAAGUCAUUGUUCAUUCCAACUACAACUCCAACACAAACGACAACGACAUCUGCCUCCUGCAGCUGGCAUCAGCAGUGACUUUCACCAGCUACAUUCAGCCUGUGUGUCUGGCAGCGCCAGGCAGCACCUUUUAUAACGGCACUGACUCCUGGGUCACUGGCUGGGGAGUCACCUCAAGUGGAUCUGUGACUGUUUCACAAACCCUAAUGGAGGUGGAGAUCCCAGUUGUGGGCAACAGACAGUGUAACUGUGACUAUGGAAUUGGAUCAAUCACCAACAACAUGAUUUGUGCUGGGUUAAGUGCUGGAGGGAAGGACUCCUGUCAGGGAGACUCAGGUGGUCCAAUGGUGAGCAAGCAGAGUGGUCGCUGGAUCCAGAGUGGAAUCGUCAGUUUUGGAAACCAAUGUGCUUUACCUAAUUUUCCUGGAGUCUACACCAGAGUGUCCCAGUAUCAGUCCUGGAUCAACAGCCAGAUCACCAGCAACCAGCCGGGCUUCAUCACCUACACAUCCACUGGGAUUGAUGGGGACCUCAAUGUGUCCUGUGCUGGUAUACCACCAGUAACAUCGUCCCCUCCCCCCACUUCCAUAUUUUCACCCUCCUCUUUAGCACUCCUUCUAACAGCUUCACAUCAACUACUUCUACAUCUACAUCACCCAACCCAACCCAAUGUAUUGUGUGGUCAGCCUCCACUUAACACUAAGAUAGUUGGAGGACAGGAGGCCUCUCCAGGCAGUUGGCCCUGGCAGGUCAGCCUGCAAUAUUCUGGAAACCACUUCUGUGGAGGAUCCCUCAUCAAUGAUCAGUGGGUGCUGACUGCUGCUCACUGCACCACAUGGAUCAGUCCAAGCUUCUUGCAUGUGUGCCUGGGUCUCCAGAGUCAGGAAGGACCCAACCCUAACCAGCAAUCUAGGACCAUAGAACAGAACAUCGUUCACCCCAGCUAUGACAGCCAAAGAAAUGAUAAUGACGUUGCCCUCCUGAAGCUCUCGUCACCAGUUACCUUCACCGACUAUGUGUUGCCCGUCUGCCUGGCAGCCUCAGGAAGCACGUUCUACAACGGCACCGGAACCUGGGUCACUGGCUGGGGCGCUACUGCUAGUGGAGUUCAUCUUCCUUCACCACAAAACCUAAUGGAGGUGGAGGUUCCAGUUGUGGGCAACAGACAGUGUAACUGUGACUAUGGAGUUGGAACAAUCACCAGCAACAUGAUUUGUGCUGGGUUAAGUGCUGGAGGGAAGGACUCCUGUCAGGGAGACUCAGGUGGUCCAAUGGUGAGCAAGCAGGGUGGUCGCUGGAUCCAGAGUGGAAUCGUCAGUUUUGGAAACGGCUGUGCUUUACCUAAUUAUCCAGGAAUCUACACCAGAGUGUCCCAGUAUCAGUCCUGGAUCAACAGCCAGAUCACCAGCAACCAGCCGGGCUUCAUCACCUACACAUCAACUGGGACUGACGGGGACCUCAGUGUCUCCUGUGCUGGUCUACCACCAGUAACAACAACAAGCACUACAACCAAUUUAACUACAACCUCCUUGUCAUCAACCUCUCUUUCCACUGAUUCCACAUCAACUCCCUCUACUUUAACCACAACCACAUCAACCAACCCACCAUCAAUCAUCUCAAGUACACUAUAUCAACCUGUGUUUUGUGGCCAAGCUGCAUUAAAUACUCGUAUUCUGGGAGGAAACCCGUCAGCUGGCAUGUGGCCGUGGAUGGUGAGCCUCCAGAGGAAUGGAAGCCAUGUGUGUGGUGGGACUCUAGUGGCUGUGGACUCUGUGCUGAGUGAUGCUAGCUGCAUCUCAAGUUCAUCCAAGCCGUCUGAUUGGACCGCUGUUUUGGGUCUUUUGAGCCAAUAUGGCUCCAACCCUAAUCAAGUGUCACUGAAUGUGACAAAUAUCACCCUGAGCAACCUGACUGGCUCUAACAUAGCAGUGCUGCAUCUGGCGUCCCAACCCACCUUGUCCAACUACAUCCAGCCCAUCUGUCUGGGUGAUGGACAAACCUUUGCUGUGGGUUCAACAUGCUGGGCUGCUGGUUGGAGCUCAGGGAGAGGAGGAGUGGAAGAAGUUCUACAGGAGACACAGGCUACUAUUGCCGACUGUGGGAACUUAUCGACGAGUGACAGCAUUUGUACAGACUUUAUUGCACUGGAUCAGGAGGACGCUGGUGGUCCCAUCAUGUGUGAGCAGGACGGCUCGUGGUUCCAGGCGGCUGUGUUAACACCUCCGUCCAAGAGCUCCACCGCUCGAACAAGAGCUGCUCACGUGAUGGUCUUCACCAGAAUGAGCGUCUACGGGGAAUUCCUGAUUGAGACGCUGGGGACAUUUUUGUCUCCAGCUUCCAACAUGAGCAGCAACGCACCUACAACCACCACAAACACCGUCCUGACCACAAGAGGGGGCACUGCUGCUCAAGCUCACUUCUUAUAUCUCCAUGUUGUCAUUUUCUGUCUGACUUUUUCGUUUUUCAUGCUGUAUGCAUAUUCACAAUCGGAUGUGUGUGGCCUGGCAACCCUUAACACUAGGAUUAUUGGGGGACAGGUGGCCUCUGAAGGCAACUGGCCCUGGCUGGCCAGUCUGCAGUUAACUGGGUCACCUGGGUCUCACUUCUGUGGAGGAACCCUUAUCACCAAUCAGUGGGUGUUGACUGCUGCACACUGCGCCGUAUAUGCAGCUUCAAACUCUUUGACUGUGUUCCUGGGUCUUCAAACUCUAACAGGGUCCAACCCAAAUCAGCAGUCUCAGACAGUAGCACAGAGCAUUGUUCACCAGAGCUAUGACGCCAAAACUCUGGAUAACGACAUUGCUCUCUUGAGGCUCUCAAUGCCAGUGACCCUGAACAGCUAUGUUUCGCCCGUCUGCCUGGCAGCCUCAGGAAGCACAUUCUACAGCAACACAGACAGUUGGGUGACUGGCUGGGGCUCCACUGGGAAUGGAGUUCCCAUUCCACCCACACAAACUUUAAUGGAGGUGGAGGUUCCAGUUGUGGGCAACAGACAGUGUAACUGUGACUAUGGAGUUGGAAGAAUCACCAGCAACAUGAUUUGUGCUGGGUUAAGUGCUGGAGGGAAGGACUCCUGUCAGGGAGACUCAGGUGGUCCAAUGGUGAGCAAGCAGGGUGGACGCUGGACCCAGAGCGGAAUCGUCAGUUUUGGAAAAGGCUGUGCUUUACCUAAUUAUCCCGGAGUCUACACCAGAGUGUCCCAGUAUCAGUCCUGGAUCAAAAGCCAGAUCACCAGCAACCAGCCGGGCUUCAUCACCUACACAUCCACUGGGACUGAUGGGGACCUCAGUGUCUCCUGUGCUGGUCUUCCACCAGUAACAACCACAAGCACUACAACCACUACGACUACAACUACCACUUCAUUGCCCACACCUGUGGUUUGUGGACAAGCUGCGUUAAAUACUCGUAUUCUGGGAGGAAACUCGUCAGCUGGCAUGUGGCCGUGGAUGGUGAGCCUCCAGAGGAAUGGAAGCCAUGUGUGUGGUGGGACUCUAGUGGCUGUGGACUCUGUGCUGAGUGACGCUAGCUGCAUCACAAGUACAUCCAAGCCGUCUGAUUGGACUGCUGUUUUGGGUCUUCUGAGCCAAUACGGCUCCAACCCUAAUCAAGUGUCACUGAAUGUGACAAAUAUCACCCUGAGCAACCUGACUGGCUCUAAUGUAGCGGUGUUGCACCUGGCGUCCCAACCCACCUUGUCCAACUACAUCCAGCCCAUCUGUUUGGGCAACGGAAUAACCUUCGCUGUGGGCUCAAUAUGUUGGGCUGCUGGUUGGAGCUCUGGGAGAGGAGGAGUGGAAGAAAUUCUACAGGAGCUCCAGGCCACUAUUGCAGACUGUGGAAGCACAACAAGCAACAGCAUUUGUACAGAAUUCAUUUCACUGAAUCAGGCUGAUGCUGGUGGCCCCAUCAUGUGUAAGCAGGACGGCUCUUGGUUCCAGGCAGCUGUGUUAACGCUUCCAACAAACAGCUCCACCACUCGGUCAGCACGAUCAGCUGCGAUCCUGACCUUUAACACAAUCAGCAACUAUAAGGCAUUCCUGAGUGAGACAGUGGGUCCAUUACUGUCUCCAGCGUCCGUCAGCAGCACCACGGAGACAGUUACCAACAGCACAGCUAUCAGCAGCACAGCUAUAACCACCAAUACCAUCACAACCACCAGAGGGAGCGCUGCUGCUCUCUCUCAUUGGAUUUUUCUUCAUCUCCUUGUCUUCACCACAUGUCUUCAUUUCUUUUGACAGAAACUACACACUUUACCUGUAAAUAGUGGUUUAUAUAAUGUGACAGACACAAAUAAUGUGAAACUUCAAAUACAACAAUAAUCCCUGAUUGAAUCAGGCAUGCAGGCAAGGGAGGACUCUGGAGCUGAGCUUCACCUCCUUACAUUAAAAACACCCUUCUUAUAAUAUCACAUUAGCACUUUUGUCAGUAGUAUUAGUAGUAGUCUCUUCCCCCAUGUGGAAUUAUAAGUAAAAUGUUUAUGUUUAUGUUUCCCAAAAAAAUGAAGAAAUAAAGCUUCAGACAAUG